Molecule: messenger RNA, 1050 nt
Organism: Xiphophorus couchianus (Monterrey platyfish)
Lineage: Eukaryota; Metazoa; Chordata; Actinopteri; Cyprinodontiformes; Poeciliidae
Gene: arl1
Product: ADP-ribosylation factor-like 1
Exons: 6
Coding region: 129-674 (181 amino acids)
Molecular function (GO): GTP binding; GTPase activity
Source: RefSeq, a predicted model, not a curated record
UGGGUAUAUGACGAUUGUUGCGAGCGAAUCCACGCGAGAGUUGAUGACGUCUUCCAGCGACACGUCAGCCAGACGGAACCAACCUGGCAACUGUACAUUGAUAAUUCGAGGAACGACAUUUUGGCGAAAUGGGGGGUUUCUUCUCCAGUCUCUUUUCUGGCCUGUUUGGCACCAGGGAGAUGAGGAUUUUGAUCCUGGGCUUGGACGGCGCAGGGAAAACCACCAUUCUGUACAGGCUGCAGGUUGGAGAAGUGGUCACCACGAUUCCUACUAUUGGUUUCAAUGUUGAGACAGUCACAUACAAGAACCUGAAAUUCCAGGUGUGGGAUCUGGGAGGACAGACCAGCAUCAGACCCUACUGGCGGUGCUAUUAUUCAAACACAGAUGCUGUGAUCUAUGUGGUCGACAGCAGCGACCGUGACAGGAUGGGCAUCUCCAAGUCAGAGCUGGUGGCCAUGUUGGAGGAAGAAGAGCUAAAGAAAGCCAUCCUGGUGGUGUUCGCCAACAAACAGGACAUGGACCAGGCAAUGACGCCGACUGAAGUGGCCAACGCUCUGGGCCUUCCUGCCCUCAAAGAUAGGAAGUGGCAGAUCUUCAAGACCUCAGCCACCAAAGGAACAGGCCUGGAUGAGGCUAUGGAGUGGUUGGUGGAUGCCCUGAAAAGUCGGCAGUAAGAGGAGUCCCAUUCUGUAUAUACUCCUAAACUUUGACACCCUCGCUUUGAAGCCUUUUUUUUACUGACCCUUACUCAUUCCCCUAUUUUUCUUUGGACCAGUGAUUGCACUCCUCCUCUAGUCAUACACCCACAUAAAGCCUUGACCAAGUCCUCCCAACGCCUAACGCCUUUUAAGCCUGGGACUGAGAAGAGAAGGCUGCAGUAACAUCUGGAGUCAGCACAGAUAUUUUUAAAGUAAAUCCCUGUGUCACAUGACACAACCUCAAGAAUCAACUCCUGUCAUUUGGCUUUAAUGAGCUCCAAUGUCAGUGACAAGAAGAUCCACCAGGGGGAGAUAAAGCGGCACACAAUAAACAUGGCUUAUGUUUCUGGAG